UGACACAGUAGUUUUUUUUUAGUGCUAUAUAUGUUAUUUCGUGGAGCGUGAGUUACUCUUGUUAUCAUAAAUUGUUUUUUAUCAUUAAUCAUUUGGUAGGUGGAUUCUAUUAAGUGAAUAUUUAAGUAAUAUAAUGGCAGAUACAACUGUGGACGCAACAAGACGAUUAAAUGUCAAAAAACAAACACUUGAUGAUGCAUACGCUGCACCAGCUAAUUUUUUAGAAAUCGACGUGAUCAAUCCGAUCACUCAUGGUGUCGGCAAAAAGAGAUAUACCGAUUACGAAGUUCGUAUGAGGACAAAUUUACCAGUUUUCAAAGUUAAAGAUUCGAGUGUAAGAAGAAGAUACAGCGAUUUUGAAUGGUUAAGAAAUGAAUUAGAAAGAGAUAGUAAGAUUGUAGUACCUCCAUUACCCGGCAAGGCGUGGAAACGUCAGAUGCCUUUUCGUGGAGACGAUGGUAUUUUUGAAGAUGAUUUUAUUGAAGACCGUAGAAAGGGAUUAGAAGUAUUUGUUAACAAGAUUGCAGGACAUCCUUUAGCACAAAAUGAACGAUGUUUACAUAUGUUUUUACAAGAACAAGUUAUAGAUAAAAACUAUGUUCCUGGUAAAAUACGAAAUACGUAGAUAUUUUAUAAAAAUGCCUUUAAAAUUAAUAACUAUUAACGAUUUUUAAAUUGAGAACACAACACAACAGUAUAUAAUAUUAUUAAUGUUAUCUAAGUAUUUUUCUUGUACUUGUACUUGUUUUCUUUUUUCAUACUUUUCUCUUUUUUUUUUUCAAUUACGUAAUUAUCAUUAUAAAUAUUUUAUAUGAUCUUGUAAUAAAUUAUUUAAAUUGUAUAUUUUCACCAACAUCUUCAUCUUCAGGUGCUACUCAUUUUUUAAAAUUUAAAAGGCGUUAAACAUUUACUUUAUUUCAGUCACAAUAAACUUGUGACUUUAAAUAAUUAUAAAUUUUUGCAUAAAGUAUUUGAAAAUUAUAUUUAAAAUAAGUAAUACAUGACGUAUUGUUAAGAUGGUGAAUGAAACCAUGACAAAUUGACUUUUUCUCGAUAAUCAUUGUUUAAAUAAAUAUUAAAUUUCCUGUAUUUUAAUAAAU
Molecule: messenger RNA, 1100 nt
Organism: Microplitis demolitor
Lineage: Eukaryota; Metazoa; Arthropoda; Insecta; Hymenoptera; Braconidae
Gene: Snx3
Product: sorting nexin-12
Exons: 4
Coding region: 134-625 (163 amino acids)
Biological process (GO): endocytic recycling; late endosome to Golgi transport
Cellular component (GO): retromer complex; early endosome membrane
Molecular function (GO): phosphatidylinositol-3-phosphate binding
Source: RefSeq, a predicted model, not a curated record